UCGAGCGGUCACACUAAGUCCGAAGCUCGAUUCGAUUCGCCCUGACGCGCGUAACGCUUUUUUCCCGCAUCACUUUCCUCCACUUUGGCGCUGAACAAAUCUGCACAACGAAAAAAGGAUGCACCACACCAAAUACUCAACAAAAUUCGACAACUGCACCUGAACCUGUGUUAUCAGAAACAACUCUUAAUUUACUAAUUCAAGUUUUCCAUCCAUGUAAAAACAAAUAAAAAUAGUGCGCGAACUAAAAACGCGUAAAAACCAGAAUGGGCCUAGCCCGAAAUAAAACAUUUUCGUUUCUUUUUACACCUUUAUUUAACGCAAUCAAUUAAAUCGCAGCGAUUAGUAGGAUUUACUCAAAGUGAAUCGCGUUUAAACCAACUACAAUAAAUGUUAAUGUGAAAAUUGUGCAAUAAUUUAGAGAAAUUUCUAUAAGAAAUUCAUAAGUGAGUUAAGCAUAAAUAAAUAUUAUUGGAAUUACAAAAGAAAAUAAAUGUUAUGCAACUAAAGUUACAAGUUAAAUCAUACAAAUUAACCAAGAAGUAAAUAGCCAACCGAAAGCAGUAAAUACAGAUUGAUGGAUGUACAUUGAAGGAAUGUGUGUAUAUUGUGGAGUUUGAGACCUCGAAACAAGGACUACUACAAGGACACAAGGAUUACUACACCAAGUUUUGCGUUGACUUUAAGGAAAACCCACCAAAAUUAAGAGAACAUAAUCUGAAACAGAAUCACAAAGCGCCCACCUGAGCCCCGCCCCCCGGAAGCACCUGUCCCCGGAAUCCGGGCCUUUUCACCCACGCACGCAAGCGCAGGCUCCCGGGAACCACCAUUAUAAUACCAUUACCCGUAGUACCACCCGGAAAACCCAAAGGGAGCUGGAAAAUUAGGAGCUGCCGAAAUUAUAUUUGCUUUGAUUUCGCCUUUGUUUCAAUCGCCCAGCCGAAAAUGUGGAGGAAAGCGAGCAGGUUGGUCAGGGAAACCACCUCGUGGAAAACGCGUCGUCAGGGACAAGCUGAAGCCCCAGGAGCAGCAGCAGCAGCAGCAACAAUGGCAGCACCAACAAAAUCAUCGACCAGGACGAGGACACCGACUGCACGAGGAUUAACCAUCGUCACAUGGUCGCAGUUGGCAGUUGUUGCCGCUGUUGCAGCACUCCUGCAAUGCCGCGUCUGUCAAGCCGCCGGACGAGCCCCACCGGAGCCCUACUACGGCCGCUACAUCGGGGACUUUACCAACUUUGCCCAUGGCAUCAAGGGUCAAAUCUACGCGGUGGACGAGUCGACGCUGUUCGUAAAGUCCUUUGCGUACGACGGCACAGGACCAGACGCCUUCUUCUGGGUGGGCAAGACGCAGCGGCCCAGUCCCGAGGGCUAUAUCAUUCCCUAUCCGGAGGAGUACACGGGCAUGGAUCCCCCCAUUUUGCAGGCGCACAACCGAACGGACAUCAUACUGCGCUUACCCAUGGGCAAAAGGAUUAAGGACAUUCGAUGGCUGUCAGUGUGGUGCAGACGCUUCACGGUUGAUUUUGGAGAGGUGUUUAUACCAUCCAAUCUGGAUGUGCCCAAGCCGCGGGUUCUGCCCGAAUUCAAGCGAUUGGCCCACGGCCUGCGUUCCAGCAACAUCAGCGUACUGGAUGCCAAGACGUUCUACAUACCCAACCUGCACUACGAUGGAGCUGGACCUGAUGCCUAUUUCUGGGUGGGCAAUGGCAGCGAGCCAAACAUCAUGGGCAUUAAGGUUCCCAAUGAAAGUGGUUCGUUGGAACCUUUGCGCGGCUAUCAAGGAGAAGACAUCGAGAUCCAAUUGCCCGGAAGCCUGACCGUCUACGACAUCGACUGGCUGGCCGUGUGGUGUGUGGAGUACCGGCACAACUUUGGACAUGUCUACAUUCCCAGGGAUCUGGACGUACCGCCAGCCUUGGGUCAGACCAAGAUAACGACCACCACGACUCCUCGGCCGGUGUACAGCAAUUGCCGCGAGAUCCUGCCGAAUAAGCUGCAGGUAAAGUGGGAGCUCCAGGGCGAGUAUCUGCAGAUUGAACUCUUCGGACGUAUCAACGAGGAUCAGUACAUGGCCUUUGGACUCUCCGGGGCGAAUGGCCGACCCCAGAUGUCCCAGUCCGAUGUGGUGGUGGCCUUCUACGACACGGUUGCCCGUGUGUUCCGAGCGGAGGACUACUUCAUUUCGGAUCUGUCCCAGUGUGAUGGUCAGCGGGGUGCUUGUCCGGAUGAAAGGAUCGGAGGUCGCAACGAUGUGAUUGUGUUGAGCGGAGAUAGAAAGAAUGGGGUCACCAGCAUUCGCUAUAAGCGUCUCCUGCAGCCCAAUGAAGCCAUAUAUGAUGCUCCCAUCCCCAUCGAUCGUGAGGUUUCGGUGAUAGCCGCCAUUGGUCCACUUAAUGCCCGGAAGGAGGCCAAUGCCCACUCGCACACCGCCAGUGAUCACAACCAGGACGACAUUCGCAUCAACUUCUCGGCAAGGAACGAUCACGCCUGCAAGAGUUCACUGUACGAUGUGAAGGACGAGAGUGGACCCAAGCCAUGGCCCACGCGCAAAAUCGAAGGUGUCAGGAAGUUCCGUGCCAGCAUUGGACCCACGGGCGGCAAGCGGGGAUAUACCGCCAUUACGAAGGUGCCCUCGUGGGGCAUUGCCUGGUAUGUGAACGAUCUGCUGAUCCCUGAGAUUACUGUGGAGCGUGGCCAGACCUACGAGUUCAUCAUCGAGGGCGGCAAUGAUUCGGGUCAGCCAGCAAGAUAUCAUCCGUUUUAUAUCACGGACUCUCCUGAGGGUGGACUGGGACAGAAGGUGGGUCUAGAAGCACGAAAGCAAAAGGCCUAUGCUGGAGUAGAAUACGAUGAUGAUGGCAAUGCUGUUCCAACAGGAGCCGGUCGUUAUUGCGAAUGGGAGCACCAGACCAUUGAUAGAUCAGCGGAAAUCGAAACCUUCGAGGAAUACAUGAAAACACUGGUCUUUAAGUGUGAGGAUGGCGAGCCUGGUUAUCUCAAUUGGACAGUUCCCAUGAAUGCUCCCGAUGAGCUUUACUAUCAGUGCUUUACACAUAAUAAUCUCGGCUGGAAAAUUAACGUCGUGGACAUGGGCGCCUCCAGGGGAUCGAUAGCCAGCAGUCAUCAGCUUAUCUUAUACGGAAUUUCCACAGUUUUUAGCCUGGUAGCGACAAGCCUACUUUUUAGUGGCCACGUACUUGCCUGAUAGUGCCAGUAAAUGGUCUUACGAUCUAGAUUUCUAGACAAAAUGUUCUACAGACAAGGUCCUGAGAUCUGAGCGCAUAUCCAGAUCUAUACAUAUCCCCAUUACCAUUAACAUAUCCCGCCCAAUUUUAAAGCAUUUCCAUCUUAUCGAUACGAAUUUAUAAUUUCACACUGACACACACACACAGACUUGGGACUUGUCUGUUGGAGGUUUUGGGCCACUUGGCGACUAUCACAACCAGGCUAAUAUCAUCUGAAAAACAUAUCUUGACAAUAAUUCGUAAGAUGUAAAACUGUUGAAAUUGUGUGUGCAUGCGAGGGGGGCCCACUGUACUGCUACAGUGGGCGUAGAAUGGGUGGUUGAGCCAUAUAUAGCCGGAACUUGAUCGGUUGUUGGCAGUAGAUUUUUGUGGCUAGGCAGCGAGAACUUUUUGUACAUUUACGAGUAUGGAAUUCUACUUUUUUACAUGUAUACUUAUUAAAUUUACUUAUACAUCUACAUCUCUAGUACAGUAAAAUUGUAAUUUUUCUAGCAACUACUACGAAACCUACACACAGGCAUGUAGAUACAGAAUCUUGUUUAAUAUGCGGUUCAAUGAAAACGCAAGCCGACAAUAAUAACGCGACACAGCGACAAUAAAUGAAUGAGAAUAAAACAAAAUAAAUUAUGUAUAUGGGCUGCAACUGAAGCCCAGAGACAAUGUACAAUAAGAAUUAUAUGGAUUUAGGAAGGACGGCAGAGAACGGAUGCAAUUUGUAUGACAAUAAUAUCUACAGAUUUGUAAAUUUUGAGAAAGUUUCGCAGACAAUACAAUACUUUUACACAAUUUGAAUGUACUAAGGAACUAAAUACAAAUAAGAAAACUAUGUUAUUUAAUGCUACUGACUACUGUGGUGCUUCUUGUAAUGAUAUUAGAUGAAAUGUAAAUCACACGCCGCACACAAUUAGAAUGGAAUACAAGAAUCCCCCUCUGGACGGGAUGAAGUUUUUGUUAUCAGAUGGUUUUCUUGUAACUUUUUUAACUAUAUUUGCAUAAUUGGUGUUUUUAUAUAAGCAUGAUAUAUAUAUAUUCGUGUAUGUUUACAAUAAGCGAUAUGUUUAUAAUGGUAAGCGAAACAGAGAGACACACAACUAAGAUGUACGACAAUAAGAGUGGACAAAUAAAUAUGCUAGAUACUUGAGAAAUAUUUGACAAGAUAUUGAAUAUGUAAUAUUAUAAACUGAUAAAUAUGCAUGUAUGGUAAAUCUUUUUGAUAGUUGUUUGCAUUCAUUUUGGACAAUGGCCUGGCGUAAGCUAAAAUAAUUCAGAACAAUUAACUUUAUAGCCAGGGCUAAAGGAUCCACAUUAAAUGACCUAAUUUAAAUAAGAGAACUAACUUUCCUAAAAGUAUAAAUGUAUAAAAAACUAUUGGACACUAAUGUUUGUUAAGUUUCUGUUGUUUUGAAUCCUUUGUUUCCUUCUCCUCUAUAAGUUUACAUAUUAAGGGCCACUUUGCUGUAGUAAUGUACAUUUUCAGGCAAAGAUACAGAAAAGUGUAUGGAUCCAUAAAAUAUUACUAUGGAGAGUUUUGAUAUUGAAAUUUGACAGGGUCUGGAGCAGGCUUAUAAGUCAAAUUGAUUUUUGUAUAGUUAAUGCAGCUAAGCGCACAAGAGUCCAGAUAAAAAUUAAACGAAAUCGAAACAAAUGAAAAUGGUAACCAAAUGAAACGAUUUAUAAAUAAAUUCACACCUUUAUAUUCAAUUGAAAUACAUACAUAUACAUAUUUACAUUAAACAAAAGGCAAGAAUAUGACUUUCAAAGAAUAUCCCAACAUAAAAAUUUCCAUGUCGAUUAUAACUUAACAUCUCGUACUUAGAUAGCAACAUUUUUCUGCAUUACCUAAACGAAGUACUUUCAUUAAAAAUAAUAAAAAAAAAA
Drosophila suzukii is the source of this 5125-nucleotide messenger RNA. RefSeq names its product protein Skeletor, isoforms B/C. Lineage: Eukaryota; Metazoa; Arthropoda; Insecta; Diptera; Drosophilidae. The record is from RefSeq and is a predicted model, not a curated record.